UCAGGAACAUGCAGUUGGACUACGCACAUUAGUGGGUGUGUCUUCUGAGGAGGAAACUGUAGAGGCUCGAUCCCUGUGGGGUUAUUAAGAGAGAGAGAGAGAGAGAGAGAGAGAGAGAGAAUGAUGCCAGGGUGUAGCAGCUCUCCGGUGAAAACUGUGCACUCUUUUUUGUUUGGACGUCUUCCCGAGCAGCGAGCAGCAGACAGAAAGUGUGUGUGAAAUCAGAAGCAGAGCCUGACAACGCCGCUGCAUCAUGAAGUCUCAGCAGAAAUGCAUCGUGAUCUUUGCUCUCGUGUGCUGCUUCGCCGUCCUGGUGGCGCUGAUAUUUUCAGCCGUGGACGUGUUGGGAGAAGACGAAGACAUCCUCAACGGCGAUAACUGCAGUGAUAUCUGCCAGGUGGUGCUUGUGGAAAAUAUCCCAGAAGACAUCUCCAUUUCUCACGAGGGUACCACGUCCCUGACCGCUGGACUCCACAGCCUUCUGGACCUGGCUCAGAAAUCGGUGGAAGUUGUGUCACCGUGGUGGGAUCUCAACUCCACAGAGCAGGACGCUCGGUUUCCCCAAGCCAAGCAGGGUCGACUGUUACUCCACCGGCUGAUGGGUCUGAAAGCUCAGGGUGUUCAGCUGAAGGUGACCAGCGGGAUGCCGCCGUCUCCGGAGCUCGAGCUGCUGUCUCAUUACGGUGCGGAUGUGCGUUAUCUGAACAUGACUGCUCUCACCGACGGCGACCUCCGUUCCUCCUUCUGGGUGGUGGACAGGAAGCACAUGUACAUUGGCAGCGCUGCUAUGGACUGGAGAUCUCUGUCUAUGCUGAAGGAGCUCGGCCUCAUCGUUUACCAGUGCAGAUGUUUGGCUGUGGACCUGCACAGGAUCUUCAACCUCUACUGGCAGCUGGAGUACAAGGAGUUUGUCCCGGCGAUAUGGUCCAAGCGUCUGAGCGCCCUCUACAGCAAGGAUGAGCAUUUCUCUUUUCAGCUCAACGGAUCCCAGGCCACAGCCUACGUCUCGAGCUCUCCGAAUGUCUUCCGGCCCAAAGACCGCACCACGGACCUUGAGGCCAUUUUCCGCGUCAUUCAGGAGGCCAAGCGCUUCAUCUACAUAUCCAUGACGGAUUAUCUGCCUCUCCUGAGCAGCAACACACACAGUAAGUACUGGUCACGUAUCGACGGCAUGCUGCGCGAGGCUCUGAUCCUGAAGCACAUCAAAGUACGUCUGCUGGUCAGCUGCCGAGAGCAAACGCACCCGCUCACCUUCAACUUCCUGUGGUCCUUACAGAGCCUCUGUGUCCCGACCAACAGCUGCUCCAUGGAGGCGAGGUUCUUCAGUCCUCGAGUGCGAGACGACGGUUCGACUCAAGGAGUCCAGCAUCACAGAUACGUGGUGACUGAUAACUCCGUGUAUAUAGGGAAUCUGGACUGGGUCGGGAAGGAGUUUGUGUUUAAUGCCGGAGCGGGCCUGGUGGUCAGUGAGCCGGGGAGAAGCUCGGGCCUGUCGGAGCGGGUGAAGUGGGUGUUCGACAGAGACUGGCACUCGGUCUACGCUAAACCUCUGCAGCCCAACAAGAUCCCCACCUGCAGCUCGAGCACCGCCGUGUCUAAAGGUCACCCAGGACACACAGAGGACUCGGGCAGUCCCAACGCCUCUCUGUGAGCGCUGACAGACUGAACCGACUCGUCUCGUAUCGAGUCCUUUCCUCGUGCCAUCUCUACACUCUCUUCAGUUUCACUCCCAGUUUAUAAAGAAGGUGAAAAGAUGCUGUGUUUUAUUUCUUCAUAACAGACCUGAGUGCUAAUAAUGGAGCUUAAAACCUGCCUCAUGAUCCUUUAACUUCACCCCUUAAUGGAAACUACAUGAAAACGUACUGUUUAUUUAACCCUUUAUAUCUGAUCUACAAAUAAAUCCCAUCUCCAUCAGGAUGACAAACACUACAUCUAAAACAUUACACAGAAACUUUAUGGUCUCUGUAGAUAGAAUAAAAACAAAAAGAAAAGACAUUAGAGAUCUGACAAAUAGAUACAGAAAGAUAGACGUCUGUACUACACAUUAAUUACUGAAUUAUCCUCUGUUUGUUUACUCAUCUUACUUUCAUUCUUUAUAUUUUUUUAUUUAUUUGUUUGUUUGUCUGCUUCCACAUCAACAGAAUAAUUAAAAAAAAAAAAAAACAAGCAAUCAGUUAACUAGAAACUGUAUGUUUAUUUAUUUGUUUGUUUGUUUAUUUUUUGAUUGUUUGUUUUUACCUUGAUAAACGGGU
Hemibagrus wyckioides is the source of this 2252-nucleotide messenger RNA. RefSeq names its product inactive phospholipase D5-like. The transcript is spliced from 10 exons. The record is from RefSeq and is a predicted model, not a curated record. The coding region runs from base 254 to 1651 and encodes 465 amino acids. Gene Ontology annotation, molecular function: catalytic activity. Lineage: Eukaryota; Metazoa; Chordata; Actinopteri; Siluriformes; Bagridae.